AUGCCAGACAUGCACGCUGUCUUCAACUCUCCUAGACUCGACCUCUCAAAUGCACCCUCCCAGCUAUUCAAAGUGCCAGCCUCAACGGCUUCCACGUCGCUUUAUUCUCUCUCGGUCAGUCGCAAGCGACCACGUCGUAACACAGAGAAACAUUCGGCACAUAAUGAGUCCAAUUUUACCGGGUCUCCGAUGAUCCAACCCAACUACCGCUCAGUAAGCGUAAGCGGAGGCAACGACUUGCACGCUUCGGCUGAGCUAGAUUACCGUCCAAACCGAUACCGCGAAUCCUUCCUCCCACCCUCAUUCGAUUCCAGCGACGAGUCAGCAAACCUAGCAGACUACAACGGCAGUCGCAAGCGCAGCCGCCGUGACUCUGGCAUCAUAUCCGCAGGCCCCGACAGCCCCAGCACCACACCCACAGGCUGGGGCCAGACCGUGAUCAAAGCCGUGAGCAAAGUCCUCGAUCUAUGCUGGACGGGCGCAUUCCGAGGGUUUUACGCAGGAGGAGGCCAGGGCUACGACAUGUCAUCCAGCCCAGCAACAACUCUCGAAUCCAGCUGGCUGCCCCCAACCAGCCCAUCCGCCGAGAAAGAUAUGUACAGCCCGAGCACGUUUUGCUCGACACCAGUGCCCGGUCAAUAUCCAGACGACGAGGUUGACCCGAGCUGGGUGGUGGUCCCCGGGAGCUCGGAUGCAUUCGCGGGCAGCGAGCUUGCUAGCCCGUCACUCCGCACACGACGCGCUUUUCGGGCAUCGAGUCCUCGUCGGAAAUCCGCUGUUAUGCCCCGGCUCACUAAACGGACUGCGUAUUCCGUCGGACCCCACUCGCCUACUAAGGGACAGGGGGGCCUGCCAUCCCCUCGGUUGAAGGAUGCCCCCGUGUCUGCCGAUAUACAGCGACAGGCUGCUAAGAUGCGCCGCAAGGAACGAGAAGAAGAUGCCAGUCUCCAGCGAUUGAAUAAGCAGUUGCAGGCGAUGAUCCGCGAAGGGAAGGAGGCGUUGGGCACGACGGUGGUAGUAGACGAUGUGGACAUGUAUGACUCUGAUUAG
Molecule: messenger RNA, 1050 nt
Organism: Penicillium roqueforti
Lineage: Eukaryota; Fungi; Ascomycota; Eurotiomycetes; Eurotiales; Aspergillaceae
Exons: 1
Coding region: 1-1050 (349 amino acids)
Source: RefSeq, a predicted model, not a curated record